Molecule: messenger RNA, 1394 nt
Organism: Mizuhopecten yessoensis (Yesso scallop)
Lineage: Eukaryota; Metazoa; Mollusca; Bivalvia; Pectinida; Pectinidae
Product: inter-alpha-trypsin inhibitor heavy chain H4-like
Exons: 4
Source: RefSeq, a predicted model, not a curated record
CUAGGAACGAGCUGGUGUCGAUCGACCGACCGACACGAGAAACUGCCCGGAUACACUACUACCCCAGUGCUGUUGACCAGCGACGUGCGUCAGCUCGAGGGCUAUCUGGUCUCUUCAGUGUGGAGUACGACAUCGAUAGGAACUUUGAUGCUGGCGAUGUUUUGGUUGUGAACGGUUUCUUUGUCCAUUACUUUGCACCCACUGGUAUGGACCCUAUCCCAAAGGACAUCCUGUUUGUUUUGGAUACCAGUUCUUCCAUGUUCGGAACAAAAAUUGCACAGCUUCGUGACGCCAUGCAUAUCAUUCUCAAUGAUCUUCACGAAGCUGAUAGAUUCAACAUCAUCAAAUUUAGCACGACAACUACUUUCUGGAGACCGGGGAAGGUUAUAUCAGCAACCCGCCAGAACAUCGCUGAGGCGGAGGGAUAUGUGACAACAAUGACAUCUGCUGGCUGGACAAAUAUUAACGAAGCAAUGACGUAUGGGAUAGAUUUCCUAAAUAGCAUCGGUGACGACACAGGCCGUGUAAAGCUGAUGGUUUUCCUAACGGACGGAUCACCGACCAAGGGUGAAGAGAAUACCGACAUUAUACUUGAAAACGUCAAAACAAGAAAUAUCAGACACAUCGCUAUCUUCACUCUUGCGUUCGGAGAGGACGCAGACUAUGAGUUCGUGAAGAAAGUUGCACUUCAGAACGACGGAGUGGCGAGAAAAAUUUACGAGGAAUCUGAUGCGGUACUUCAGAUCAGUGGAUUUUAUGCAGAAAUUUCUCGGGCGGCUUUGAAAAAUGUAACAUUUAGAUACUUAAAUAGUUCGACAAACCUACAGAACGUAACAAAGAAUUCUUUUAAUUCUUUCUUUUCUGAUUCUGAAUUAGUUGUAGCUGGUCGUAUAAAAAACACUGAUAUGAAAAGAUUGAGUCUUUCGGUGGAAGGCAAUGGUGUACAAGGGGACAUAUCACUAGCUCUUUCUGCCAGCAUACUCGAUCAUUCCACUCCCGAACUGUUUCCAAGUCUGACAAGGCCAGAGGAUUUCGAGAAGAUUACAGAGAGGAUCUGGGCAUACGUCACAAUCAAACAGUUGUUGGACGAGGCUGUUGGUGAACUCAACUCCACCGCCGUACAGAGGGAAAAUGUCAGACAAAAGAUCAUAGCUAUGUCAAUGAAGUACCACUUUGUGACCCCCCUGACGUCACUGGUGGUCAUAAAGCCGGAUCAAAGAGAAGUCGGCAAUUUGCAGGAAGGCGAGGAUGCUGAACGUAAGACAUUUAUAUGGGACAUUUACAAAUUGAUAUAGAUGAUAGUACAUUUUUGCUCAUUACAGUAUACAUAUAUUUGAAUUUUUGCUAACAUGAAAUAUCGUAAACUCGCUUUCGUUUCCGGUAUUUAAUGAAUA